UCCCCUGCUUGGCUCCACGUUUUAGGGCUGGUGGUCGUUUAAGCAAGCAGCUUCCCUGUGUUGUGAGAGGCCUGGGCGGACUUUGGCCCCUGUGUUUGCAGACCUGUCCCUGGGCCACCAUCAGAAUGGCGGGCUGCCUCCGGCUGUUCCUGCUCCUCCUGGGCCUCCACAGCGCCGAGCCCUCAGUAUUUCUUUCUGCCUCCAAAGCAAGUGACAUUCUGGUAAGAUGGAAGCGUGCUGGCUCCUAUCUUUUGGAAGAGAUCUUUGAGGGAAAUUUGGAAAAAGAAUGUUAUGAAGAAAUUUGUGUCCAUGAAGAAGCAAGAGAAGUAUUUGAAGUUGAUGAGACCACUGAUGAAUUUUGGCAACGUUAUAUGGGUGGCUCCCCAUGCGUCUCCCAGCCCUGCCUCAACAACGGGUCCUGCCAGGACAACAUCCGCAGCUACACCUGCACUUGCUCCUCGGGCUACGAGGGCAAGGACUGCGCCUUCGCUAAAAAUGAAUGUCACCCUUUGAGGACUGAUGGGUGUCAACACUUUUGCCACCCGGGACAGGACUCCUACAUUUGCAGCUGUGCACAGGGGUAUAAACUGGGCCAAGACUACAAAUCGUGCAUCCCACAUGACAAGUGUGCAUGUGGAAUCCUGAAUUCUGAGUGCAUCAGGGCAACACAGAGGAGCAGGCGGAAUCUUCAGAUUUUCCCAUGGCAGGUAAAACUAAUAGAUUCCGAAGGAAAAGACUUCUGUGGUGGUGUUAUAAUAGAGGAAAAUUUUGUGCUGACAACAGCAAAAUGUUCACUGUUACACAGAAAUAUCAGUGUGAAAACCAAUUUUCCUAGAACGAGCAAGGACCCACUGACGAUCGAGGUGAAGCGCAUCCAUGUGCACAUGAUGUACGAGGAGGAGACGGGGGACAAUGACAUUUCGCUCUUGGAGCUGGAGCUGCCCAUCCAGUGCCCAGACAUGGGGCUCCCCGUCUGUAUGCCCGAGCAGGACUUUGCGGAGCGCAUCCUCAUCCCGGGGACACAGGGCCUCCUCAUUGGCUGGACAUCCAACGGCUCUGAGCUGGGCAAUGUGCCGAUGCAGCUGCCCGUCAUGCACAUGGACAGCGAGGAGUGUGGCAGAGCCCUGAAUGUGACAGUCACGACGAGGACGUACUGCGAGAGGGGAGCGGCAGCUGGAGGGGUGCAGUGGGCGGAAGGGAGCAUGGUCGCCAGAAAACACAAAGGCACCUGGUUCCUGACAGGGAUUCUGUGCUCAGUGCCCACAGCAGAGUAUGGACAGGAGUUUCUUCUCACCAAGGUUUCAAGAUACUCACUCUGGUUUAGACAAAUCAUGAAGUGACUAAACCCAGCUAAGCCUCAAGAAUAAAAGAUGUGGUGGGAUUACACACCUUAACUGCAAGCAUGGAGUUAAAUUAAAAUAUCACAGCAAAACAGCUGUGACUGCCUCAGGACAACCAACUCGGUCUACAAACCAUUAGUAACUGCUUAUGACAGCGAUUUUCAACCAGUAUGCUGCAACAAUUUUUAAAACAUGCAACACCUGACUAUUUUGGUCA
Molecule: messenger RNA, 1557 nt
Organism: Myotis brandtii (Brandt's bat)
Lineage: Eukaryota; Metazoa; Chordata; Mammalia; Chiroptera; Vespertilionidae
Gene: PROZ
Product: protein Z, vitamin K-dependent plasma glycoprotein
Exons: 8
Coding region: 126-1340 (404 amino acids)
Biological process (GO): blood coagulation; proteolysis
Cellular component (GO): extracellular region
Molecular function (GO): serine-type endopeptidase activity; calcium ion binding
Source: RefSeq, a predicted model, not a curated record